AAAAUCAUUUUCUACUUCCAAAUGACGAAAAAUAGACAGAUAUAUAUUAUUUUAAAAACUCAUAACAUUUCGACUCAUUUUAACUGAAGCACACAGACGACUGCAACGGCGCCGCUCUCACCAUCCGCCUUCUCCACCGCAAGUGAUCAAGGGGUUAUUAAACUGCGGGUAAUUCGGAAAUGGGCGAAGAUUUCUUCCAAUACCUACCAUCAGAAAUCAUAGUAGAUAUCCUCUCAAGACUCCACACUCGAGAUGCUAUGGCCUGCAAGUUUGUUUGUAAGCCAUGGCUUGUUCUUCUCGCUACCCCUGAGUUUGUGAAUUCCCAUAUUUCCAGAUCAAUCCCGGGCCUUGCUUUUAAAACGCACUCAAAGUCAUACGACGUCAUUGAUAUUGUGGAUGAGUUUGGCUUAGACUUUGACGAGGAGUAUCAUUGGGAGGCCUCCUUCAACUUCAAACUCCCCUUUGAUGAGCCAAUCCAUAGUUCAGCUAAUGGUUUGAUCUUUCUAGGAGGCGUCGAUCAUGGUGAUCUUAUCCUGUGCAAUCCAGUCACACGUGACUAUAUCACGCUCCCUUCUCCUCGACAAACCACCUCAAAAGAUCAGCUUGCAUUUGAGAGUUUUGGAUUUGGAGUGAGCAGAACGACCGGCCAAUAUAAGGUGGUCAGGAUUUUCUUAGAAAAACCACUACUUGGGGAGUACAUAAGGCAACAACAUGAUUUCAAAAAUGAGUGCCAAGUAUACACUGCUGGAACCGGAAUGUGGAGAAAAGUUCCCUCUGAUAGCCCGCACAGGUUUUAUCACAGCCUUGUAGGUUUACUUUUUAAUGGAAAUCUUCAUUGGAGGGUAAUUGAGAAAGAUAAAGACGACUUGGUUGAACGGAUUUCUUGCCUUGAUCUUGAAACGGAACUUUUUAGCACCUUUCAUAUACCUCCUCGUCCUCCUGGUAUAGUUUCACACUGUCAUAAAAUGCCAUUUGUUUUGAGGGAUUGCCUCUGUUUGAGCUAUGUUACGGAUGAUCUGGUGGUUGUAAUUUGGUCCAUGAAGGAAUAUGGAGAUGAGAAAUCUUGGACAAAGGAAGUUCUCACCGGUAAAGUUUUCAGGCAACUUUAUGAGGUAUUUUAUGCUUGCGUGAUCAGAAUUUUUGAAAAUGGUGACAUCUUGAUGGACUGGGAUAGGAAGAAGCUGUUCUACUACUCCAGCAAGACUAAAUCUUGCUAUGACCUCUUUUCUCGAGAGGAUCAUAAUGCUGAUAUCUGUACGACCUUGUAUGCCUCAAGCUUUCUCUCUCUGAAGAAUUUUGCCAUGGAGAAUGUUAGCUCAUUUUGAGCUGUCAUGCAAUGAAAAUGGUGAGGGACAUGAGAGACAAAUCUCUUCUUGUGUCAUGCAAUGGAAAUGUUGGUAGUAUCUCUUUUGCCAAGAUAACAUUAGUAUUUUCUUGGGUUUAUAUGUGAUCUGGAGUUGCUUUCUUGCCUUAUUACUUCCAUUAUCUAUUCAGUAAUAAACGUGUAACGGAUUAGUGUUACUUCCAUUAUCUAUUAAGUUUGAUGCUGUCAUGAAUCAGUGUGAUGUAAUAAGACUUUGUGACAUGUUUUUGUAGUAUUUGAUUCUUCGAAUCUUAUGCAUGUACAAUGUAAGUUUCUGUAUUUGAUUCUUGUAA
Salvia splendens (bonfire salvia) is the source of this 1656-nucleotide messenger RNA. Its product is annotated as F-box protein At3g07870-like. The coding region runs from base 180 to 1325 and encodes 381 amino acids. The transcript has 2 exons. NCBI's taxonomy places the organism in Eukaryota, Viridiplantae, Streptophyta, Magnoliopsida, Lamiales, Lamiaceae. Gene Ontology annotation, molecular function: protein binding. The record is from RefSeq and is a predicted model, not a curated record.